AUGAACAACUCAACCACCCCAACUAAUGGCCUUGUUGUCACUCCAGAGAUGUGGCAGCAGAUGCAAUCAAUGCUUGCGCUCUUCCAAAAAUCCACAUCAGCUCCAGUUCCGGCUUCUUUGGAUCAACAACCUUCAGCCAAACCAACCCAUCAAGCCUCUCUAACCAGCACCACAUCCAUCUUGGAUUCCAACUUGGGGCCUCAACAAUCCAAUCAGCCUCAAGAAUCCAAUCAGCCUCAAGAAUCCAAUCAGCCAGAAUCAGACAAUGAAGUGACUUCGGAUGAUAGUGGCUUUAAAAACCACAAAAAGAAAUCUACAGCCCCUCCAAACAAGCAAUCACCUCCUAUCAUCAACACACAAGUUGCUCAAAACCACUCCAGAAACAAAGAUCAAGACCUUGACGUGAUUUCAGAUGUGAAAAGUUAUGACUUUAGCAUUGGUGGUAAGUGGCCAUCAGCAUGCUUUUUACUCUCAGAUUUUGACUGA
Messenger RNA from Puccinia triticina, 486 nucleotides. RefSeq lists its product as uncharacterized. Lineage: Eukaryota; Fungi; Basidiomycota; Pucciniomycetes; Pucciniales; Pucciniaceae. The transcript has a single exon. The coding region runs from base 1 to 486 and encodes 161 amino acids. The record is from RefSeq and is a predicted model, not a curated record.